GCUGGGGAAGCGGCUCCAGGCCGCGGUUCUGAUUGCGGAAGCGUGGGAGGUUAACUCCCUUCGUAGAGACGCGACCCGAGCGGGACGUGCAGGAAAAUGAGGCUCGUGUGGCCCUGGCUCGUCCUGGCGCUUUUAGAUUGGAGCCAUUGCAGCGGGUUUAACACCCGGGAACCGCAGACGGAAGUUCCUCCUCCAAAAAAUGUUACGGUAAAAUCAUAUAAUGAAAAGAUCUCUGCAUACUGGGAUUAUGAAAGCCCAUCCUUAAAACCUCUAUUUACGGUGGGGAUCAAGUGCUAUAGCACUGGUGCUAGCAAGAACGUUGAUACUUGCAUAAACAUAAAGCAACACUAUUGUGAUCUUACCAACAAAACUGAUAAUUGUGACAUUUUCUGGGUUGGAGUGAAAGCGCUUUCUGGACAAUACCAAUCGAAAUAUAUUGAACAAAAAUUUGAUAUUCUCAGGGAGGGCCAAAUAGGACCUCCGAAGUUCAAUCUUUCCAUUGAUAAUGGGGACAUAGUAGUCAAUAUUGAACCACCUUUAUUUCCAUAUGGUAACCUGAUUGAGGAGUUCACCUACAAAUUGUUCAUUUGGAAACAUGGAAACCCAGAAAAGCGAGAAGAGGUUAUCACAGAUGACUGCUAUUUUGAGGAAUGCAAUACAUCUCUAUCUGUUCCUUUGGAUACCUCUUACUGUAUUUCCACUCAAGUCUUUUCAUCAUCACUAACAAAGGUUGGUGAAGAGUCAGAAGAAAAAUGCAUCUCACCAACUCCCAAGUCCUACCUAGGCUUUACACUAUUGAUAAGUUUUGGAACUGUUGCCCUGGUUAUUUUGGUAAUCAUUCUUAUUGUAGUCCUUAUAAAAUUUCAGGAGAGAAAAAUUACACUUCCGAAAUCUCUGGCAACUGUGGUAAGAAACCAAGUAGGUAAUGCUGAAUGUAAGUCAGAAUGCAGAUAUGACAUUAUAACAUCAACAUCCUACAAGCCAAUGGAACCAUGUGAAGAUGUAAAAACAGCAGAGAAAUUCGAUGUCAUUGAGAAUGCAAAAAUCAUUGAUCCGAAUUAUAGCAAAGACCUAGAUAUCGAUGGUUCCCAAGGAAUGCAGAAAGGAGAAAGGAGCACCCAAGAAGAUAUGGUUAUAGAAAUAUCUGAAAAUGAACAGAUUCACGAAGACGGUAUCACAGAUUAUUCUAAAUCAAUCACUGGGCAAGACACAUGUCCUGAUCUUCAAAAACUGGAUCUUCCCAGAGCAGAUGUCCUAAACCCAAAACCCACUAUCCUAAGGUGCUCACUCAAACCAUCUGGGUAUGACAAACCACACUGGGCUGACUGAAGGUCUAGAGAUGAAUUCUGAUGACCCUCCAAAAAUUGGGAAAGCCAUUUUUACUAUGAAAGAGCAUUAUUGGAAACUUCAUCAGAAGCAUCAUCACUAUGCUUAUGAGCACUUUAAUCCUUGCAUUAGAGAGAGGGUAUUCUUAUAGCUUGAUGGUAUCCAACCUGAGAUGAGAACUUGUAGCUGCCAAAGAACUGAACUAAAGUUACACUCCUACAGAUACUUGGUACAAAAAAUAAGUCUUACUGUAUUCAUUCCAUUUUGAAUUGAUAUUCGUAAGAUUCUAAUAGAAUAAUUUCAUGAUGUGCCAAGAUGCUGCAUUGAAAUCCUUUUGUUAAGAAGCUGGUAUUUUCUAAAUAUGUUAGAAUAUAAACCCUAUAUUUCUUU
Thamnophis sirtalis is the source of this 1716-nucleotide messenger RNA. RefSeq names its product interferon gamma receptor 1. Gene Ontology annotation, molecular function: cytokine binding; cytokine receptor activity. Gene Ontology annotation, biological process: cytokine-mediated signaling pathway. The record is from RefSeq and is a predicted model, not a curated record. Gene Ontology annotation, cellular component: plasma membrane. Lineage: Eukaryota; Metazoa; Chordata; Lepidosauria; Squamata; Natricidae.